GCAGUGCGGGACCCACUUCAGCGGCGGCGCGUCCUCCCUCAACAAACCCGAGCAAUGCGUGCGUCUGAAGACACGCGUCGCGCUGAAACGAACCAGUGACCGCCGCUCGCGUCGGAUUAAAGUUUCCCUGUCAUGUCUGUGGCGGCGAGAAAGUAAAGCCAGACGCCGCGAGGACCGACCGCGCUCGCGCACCCGAGCAUGCACGAGCCCAGCUGAUCGCGACGCGAGCGUUUGACGCGACGAGCCCUCACUCGAUUGUAAAACACUAUUCAGCCCAUAAAUAGCCGAAAUUGUCUGAUUUGCGGGGAACUGAGAUCUGUAACGAUGGCGGAGAAGCUGACAGAACCGGGCGCGGGGAUCCUGCUCGUCACCGCAAACGUCGGCUCUUUAUUCGAGGACCCGGAGAACCUACAGAAGCCGUGGAUACAGGAGUUUUGCCAGACAGUUAAAACACACAGUCCGCACUUUGUGGCUCUUCACUGUCAGGAAGUUGGUGGGAAGAAUUAUGAAGCGUCCAUGAUGCACGUGGACAGUUUCAUCAAGGAUCUUCUGUCCAGUGAUGCCAUGAGUGGCUUCACCAGAGCUCGUGUGUAUCUCGACAAGAACUACAAAUCCCAGGAGCAUUUCACGGCAUUAGGAAGCUGCUUCUUCAUUCACGAUUCCUUGAAAAACAUCCAGCAGUUUGACUUCAAAGCCAAGAAGUUCAAGAAGGUGGACGGUAAGGUGGUCGAUUCAGACACGUUGAUGACCUCCACCACGCUGGAGAAAGAGAAGUUUCCUCAACAUUACUUUCCUGAUUGCAAGUGGUCUAGAAAAGGCUUCAUCAGGACCCGAUGGGCUCUGGCUGACUGUGUCUUUGACCUGGUCAACAUUCACCUGUUCCAUGAUGCAUCUAACUUGGUGGCGUGGGAGAAAAGUCCGUCCGUCUACUCAGGCACACGACAGAAAGCGCUCUGCUAUGCGCUGGACCGGAUCUCAGAUCAGCGCUACGAAAAAGUUCCAUAUUUCAUCUUCGGUGAUUUCAACUUCAGGUUGGACUCCAAGCGGGUAAUUGAGAGUCUUUGCUCCGCGGCCGCCAUGCAGACGGUAAAAGCGGACGGCACCAAUGAAGUUGACAAACUGAUUUUCAGGGAAUCAGACAAUGACCACAAGGUCGUCCUACAGCUGGAAAAGAAGUUAUUUAACUACAUCAACCAGGACGUUUUCCGGGAAAACAACGGAACACGGCUUUUAGAGUUUGAUAAAGAGCUGUCAGUCUUUAAGGAUCGUCUUCAUGAGCUGGGAAUCUCAUUUCCUCCGAGUUAUCCGUACAGUGAAGACUGCAGUCAGAGUAAACAGUACAUGAACACUCGAUGUCCUUCCUGGUGUGAUCGGAUCCUCAUGUCGACCAGGGCCAAAGAUCUGCUGCUGAAGUCGGAGAGCGACGAGAAGUCAAUAACAUAUGACCACAUGGGACCUAACGUGUGUAUGGGGGACCACAAGCCUGUCUACCUGCACUUCCGGUUAACCUUCGGAAAACAUGCCAAUAAACACAAGUGUUGUGUUGUGCAGUGAUGUGCGUGUGUGUGUUUGUUUGUGUGUUUUUGUGCUUGUGUGUGUGUGUUAGUCAGGCGAAUGGUGCCAAAGGAUGCAGAAGAUUUCAUGAAAAGGUCCCCUGUGAGAAACUCAGGGACGGAGGGAUGGACACACACACACACACACACACACAGAGGACCCUGUAAAGACUCUUCAGCAGGACUGACCAGUCGCAUUUGUCGCAGUGCAUGCAACACAUCCAUAGUAACCACACUCUGACAUGAAUGCUUUAAUGUCAAAAUCAUCAUGGAUAUUUACUGAACACACACACACACACACGGCUUCUGCACCCUGUCAGGUGGGACAGUUCCUCUAAAGGCAGAAUCCAUUCUGCCAAACGCAGCGCUGCGUUUCAUCUAUAAACACCGUAAGACUGUAACGGCCUUGUUUCCAAAACUCUAAUAGAAACACUCUACGAAUUUUAAAACAUAUAUGUGCAAAUUUUAGAUAUGCCUCUAUAGCGUAUGAGCUACUUCCAUACAGUAUGUAAGAUGUUUUAAAAAGUGCAAUGCAAAAACUAUUGUUGUAUCUCUCUAAAGCUGUAGGUUUAUUUGUACAUUGGAUUAUGAUAUAUAGUGUGAUGACUUUAGGUCUGUAUUCUCUUUUUCGCUCUUAGAAUAGACUUUAUAUUCUGUUUGAUUUCUUAGUUUUCUUUUAUCUUGUGUUAUGAUUUGUUGUAACUGUUGUGACACUCUGCCACGCCUCAUAUGGCUGCCAAGUCUCAUUUAAUAUCUCAAACUUUAAAAGAGAGCAUUUAUUAUCACUACCAAAAUUGUUACGCUGACAUGUGAAUAUGACAGACAAGCUUUGAGGUUUUCUAAGUAUUUGAAUAGACUAAAUCGACAUCAUCAUCCAAAUAUGCCAAUGUUAUUGAAAUCUAGCCAAUAUAAAGAGGAUUUUAUAUUUUCCUUUAAGCAGUGCCAUAAAUCAUGUGAGUAGAUAAGAGCGUUUGUUCUGGCAGUCUUGUUCAGUUAUACAGUAACAGUACUGUUCUUAUUCUUAACUUAUUUCUGUGUGAUAACGUUAUGGUUCUGAAUGUGAUAUUUUAAAUAGGUUUGGGUAUCUUUUUUUUAUGAUUAUUUUCGUGGUUAGUUAUUGUGCCAACUAUUGAACACAUAGAGUUUGAAUUAUGAUGACAUUGUGCCGUCUGGCUUUAAGAGAAAAAUCUUCUCACAUUAAGGGGCAGGAGGAAACUCUUUAUAGUGUCCAUGUUACACAUUGAUGUGAUUCAUUACAGAAGCAGAAGACAUUAGAGAUAUGAAGGUAUGAUGUGUGUGCGUGUGUAAUACGAACACUGUAAAGUGUGAUGAUGUCCUCCAGUAUGUGAGCAGCUCUGCUCUUUAAACCUUUCCUCUAUUGAUUUCAUUCACAACACUACAGAGUUGAAUCCAUUAGAUUGAUUCUUGAUUUGUAAAUCACCUCAGUGGGAAUGAUUUUGUGUCCCGGACUGUGAUUUGGUCAAGACAAAACUGCUUGUUAACGUGUUUUUUUCCCCACAGGUCAGCCGGUAAAAUCCACUGUCCUCUUAAAGCAGAUAGAUAUUAGAGCUCCAGAAGCAAUAAAACCAUUAGAAGUCAUUAAUGAGUGUUUGUCACAUCCGUUUCCCACUGACACUCAAAAGUUUACAGCCCUUUACAUUUUUACAUCUGUGUAGCCGCCGACGCCUGAAUACAACAAAGAUUUUGUGGUGUUUGAAAAAAAACAUUUAUCACAACCCUCUAUCUUCGUCGUCAUAUAAUUAUUCUUAUGUUAUGUAUUCAUAUUAUACUGAUAAAAUUCAUCCAAUGAAUAAACUUUUUUUGCUGUGACAGAA
Messenger RNA from Triplophysa dalaica, 3388 nucleotides. RefSeq names its product inositol polyphosphate-5-phosphatase A-like. Gene Ontology annotation, biological process: phosphatidylinositol dephosphorylation. The record is from RefSeq and is a predicted model, not a curated record. The coding region runs from base 325 to 1554 and encodes 409 amino acids. The transcript has 16 exons. Lineage: Eukaryota; Metazoa; Chordata; Actinopteri; Cypriniformes; Nemacheilidae. Gene Ontology annotation, molecular function: inositol-polyphosphate 5-phosphatase activity.